GUACAACAAAGAACCAAACAAUUUGAUAUGAUAUUAUAUAAGUUAUAACGGUAAAUUUUGGAAUGAAAGGAGAAUAUGACGUUGAUUACAGAAGAUUCAAGGCACCAACAGUUGAGUAGCAACAAAGUUGUCGGAAGAAUAGCGCAAUUAUAAGCAAAAACCAUACCUCAGUGACAUCAUUUGGAUCAAUUUCCAUUGAAAUGAUGUUUACCUGUGUGCCAUUGCGGCAAGAGCCGAGACUACAAUAUUCCCAGUACACAGCACAUUUUAGCUUGUAGAUUAUAAGUUGCAUAUAAAUGUAUGUCAUGCAAUAUCACAUAUUGGGGAUUAAAUGCCACCCAAAAGUUAUAAAGCACAAACACGCUUACAAACAACUUUUCUUUUAAUAUCAAACACUCGAUUGCUUCCAUCCGGAUAGAGAGAAUUUCGGAUACAAAUUUAAAUUUCACAUUACGUUGAUACAAACAAUCCACAGUCUUUCUAAACACGUUCAAACCAUGAUUUAAAAUCUACGAUUUAGUCCUCCAAUGCCUUUGUUUUAAAAUCAGUUGGAAAAGCAAGUUGUGUGAAAGUUCGUAAAACAAAAGUUUCAAGCGUUUACACAUCCAAGGUGAAGGUCAGAUCUGAGAAAGGGAGGCUAUCGUGAAAGAACGUAGGCAUGUCCUUUCCGAUAACUCGAUUAUCUUUCCCUGAAUACUCUUCAAGUGGGCAUGCGCAAAAAGCGGAAAUUUACUUCCGGGGACUACACAAACCAGGAAGUAAACAGCAACAAGUGAAAAUGGAAAGUAAAGAUUCAAAACUAAUAAAGAAAACGGGCAGGAAAACCCCUAAGUAGUGUUGUAUUUGUAAAGGAAUUUACAGAGGAAAGGUUAUUGAUGGGAGAAAAGUGUCAUUGCACCGUUUUCCUCAGAACAAACGUUUAAAACGUGUGUGGGUGCAGCGAUGUAAAACGGUCAUGAGAUCGUUCCAGUGGAAUGAACACAGACGAUUGUGUAGUGAGCAUUUUGUUGGCUUCAGAGGACCUUCAUUCCAGCAUACACUUCCAUCUAUGUUUCCAACUGAGACUGGUGCUACCAAAACCUUCCAGCCAACGCUCCUUGAUGAAGACGUAGGUGAUGAUGAUGAUGGUGAUACGGUCAAUGACGAUUUAGACCUAGAACUGUCAAAUGAUGAUAGUAUACAGCCACAACUGUCAUUUGUAUCCCCUUCCGGGCAUGCCAUUGAUACCUCUGUCCACCUGCAUGAUUACUGCAUGGGACCAGUACUACAGCCACAGAAUCAGUCCUUUAGAUGUUGUGACACACAGACUGAGAACAACUGUGCAGUGAUGGAAGUACAAACUGAAGAAAGUUUCCUGGGAAAAACAGCAGACUUCAGUUCACAAACAGAACAUUCUACUAGAGACUUUGGUGUACAAUGUCAGCUACCUAUGCUCACAUAUGAUGACGUAAAAUACAAUGACGAUUUGGUCAGUUUUUACACCGGAAUCCCUAAUCGAGUUGUGUUUGAAGCUUUGUUUGAUGAAAUCAAGGAUGAAGCUGAAGUGCGGACAUCAAGGCGGAAACUUAACUAUAAAGAUUCAGAUGGAGGACGGCCAAGAACUCUAAGUGUUCUGGAUGAAUUUUUCAUGGUGCUGAUGCGCCUACGUCUAGGUCUGUUAUUUGAAGAUCUAGGUACUAGGUUUUGCAUAUCCACUUCACAAUGUAGUGACAUUGUUGAAAGAUGGAUCAACUAUUUACAUGUACAAUUAUCCUUUCUUGUUCAAUGGCCAUCUCGUGAGGUAGUGAAAAAUAACAUGCCUGAACAAUUUAAAGAGAAAUAUUCUAACACUAGAAUUAUUAUCGACUGCACUGAAAUUUACAGUGAAACAUCCAGUUCUCUUUCUUUGAAAAGUUUAAUGUACAGUGAUUACAAGUCUCACAUGACUCAUAAGAUUUUGGUGGGUAUAAGCCCAAAUGGUGUUGUAACUUUUGUUUCUGACUGUUGGGUGGGCUGUACCAGUGACAAGAAACUCACAGAAAAAUGUGGACUCUUGGACUUGCUUGAAGAAGGAGACGCCAUAAUGGUUGAUAAGGGUUUCACUAUUACAGACCUUACUACUCCAAGAGGCAUUCAUCUCAUUAUUCCACCAUUUAAACAGAAAGGAAAACAAUUCUCUAAACGUGAGGUUCUCCUUACAAAAGAUAUUGCAAGUUUACGAAUACAUGUUGAAAGGCAAAUGGAGAGAAUCAAGAACUUUCGAAUAUUGCAUGGCAAUAUUCCUAUAACACAGUCAAGGAGAAUUUCUAAAGUGUUCAAAAUAUGCACAUAUUUGACAAAUCUAUGGCCACCACUUGUUCAAUAAUAACUCAUGUGUCAAUGAAAGCGUUUGUAUAUAUCAAGCAUUAGAUUUAGGGAUAAAAACUUGUAUACUUCUAACUAGAACAAUGAAAUUACAAUUUUGUUUUAAAAUCAUUUUUUCGAGCAAGUUAUAUGAUAACAUAUGAGAUUACACAUUUGAUUCAGGUUUGACAAAAAUGGAUAAGGAAAUAUGCUCAUGUGAAUGGAUUUCAAGAUUUGAUUUGAAACAUGUAUGCAUUAACUGAUCAAUUUAUUGAUAUAAUUUUUUGUUUGUGAAACAUCUGCUUUGUAUUUUGUGGUUUUAUUAUUUGUAACAUUUCUAAGAAUAAAAGUCAAAGAUCA
This is a messenger RNA of Mya arenaria, 2682 nucleotides long. RefSeq lists its product as uncharacterized. The transcript has 3 exons. The coding region runs from base 956 to 2344 and encodes 462 amino acids. The record is from RefSeq and is a predicted model, not a curated record. NCBI's taxonomy places the organism in Eukaryota, Metazoa, Mollusca, Bivalvia, Myida, Myidae.